AUGAUUAAACACUCCCUCUUCUUUCUCUUUCUUCUGCUUCCCAUUUCCGCUUUUUCUGCCAAUCAUCACCGCCGGCGUCGUCCACCGCCAUCACCACCUUCUCCUCCUCCGUUGCAUCAGCAUCAACUUAAUAACAUAAUCGACGCUCUCGUUGGUGCUGGAGACUUCAAUAACUGGGCAAACAUGCUUUCCGCCUCCCAUUUCUUCAUGCUUCCACUUUCAGCUACCCUUUUCGUCCCUUCCGAUGAUUCCGUUUUCCCAUUUCCUGUCCCUGUUCCAACUUCUUCCACCACCGCCGCCGCUGCCUCCGCCACCGCCUUUGACCCUCUCAUCAUCCCUUACCACAUCGUCCCGCAACGCCUCACUUUCUCUCAACUCACCCUCUUCAAGCCUUUCUCUCGCUUACCGACUUUGCUUCCUUCCAAAACCCUCCUCAUAACCAACUCUUCCCACUCCAACUUCACUCUUGAUGCCUCUCAGAUUUCCCACCCGGAUCUUUACCUCACAUCAGCCAUUGCUGUCCACGGCAUUGCCUCGCUCCUCAACUACACUGUCUACGGUGGUGACCCUGGCCUUGUUCAUGGCCUUGCGCCAGCGCUUCCGCCGCCGCCGCCUCCACCAGCAAUGUUUCAGCCGCUGGGGGACGCGAUGGGUGAUAGGCGGAGAUCGGAUGCUGGUUGCUUGUUUGGGGAGUUUGCAUUUGUCUUGCUGCUGAUUCCUUGGUUGGUUUGGUGCAUCAAGAUUUAUGGGAAUCCUCUUGGCCUCUGAUGGGGUUCUUAACUCUUGUAAUUGUGCUUUAAUCACUGUGCUUUUGAUAUAACAAACAACAGUAUUUUCCCUUUGUAUUCUCUUAGAUUGGGGUGCUUUAUUUUUUUUUCUUUAUGGUUUGUUUGUUUUCGUACAUUCCUCGUGUAAUGUGAUUCGAGAGAAAAUUGG
Messenger RNA from Gossypium raimondii (Peruvian cotton), 936 nucleotides. RefSeq names its product fasciclin-like arabinogalactan protein 21. The transcript has a single exon. The coding region runs from base 1 to 768 and encodes 255 amino acids. The record is from RefSeq and is a predicted model, not a curated record. Lineage: Eukaryota; Viridiplantae; Streptophyta; Magnoliopsida; Malvales; Malvaceae.